GAAGGAAAUCGACAAACACGUGAGACUGGCGGUGGUUAGGAAGAGGUGCAGACGGAAUUGGAACUUCUGGCUUCGGUGUGGUCAUGUUUCUCCAGUAUUACCUCAACGAUCAGGGAGACCGGGUCUAUACGCUGAAGAAGCUUGACCCUAUGGGACAACAGACCUGCUCGGCUCAUCCUGCUCGGUUCUCCCCAGAUGACAAAUACUCUCGACACCGAAUCACCAUCAAGAAACGCUUCAAGGUGCUCAUGACCCAGCAACCGCGCCCUGUCCUCUGAGGGCCCCUUAAAUUUCAUGUCUCCUCUGCUACCCCUCAAGAGACUUUCUGAAACCAAGCUCUCCAGUGUGUGAGCCUAGAAGCCUUCUUAUCAUCCUUACUCUUUGGAAUCGGUUUCAUCGUUGCCAUUGUUCAUGUUUGUGUGAAACAGUCAUGGUAGCAUACUUCUUAAGGGAACAAGUUUGAAUCUUUCCAUAUUUUGAAUCGCUGCCAGGUUAUUAAAUUGAUUUGAAAGA
Leopardus geoffroyi (Geoffroy's cat) is the source of this 513-nucleotide messenger RNA. RefSeq names its product NOP10 ribonucleoprotein (gene NOP10). Gene Ontology annotation, cellular component: box H/ACA snoRNP complex; box H/ACA telomerase RNP complex. Gene Ontology annotation, biological process: ribosome biogenesis; snRNA pseudouridine synthesis; positive regulation of telomerase RNA localization to Cajal body. Gene Ontology annotation, molecular function: telomerase RNA binding; box H/ACA snoRNA binding. Lineage: Eukaryota; Metazoa; Chordata; Mammalia; Carnivora; Felidae. The transcript has 2 exons. The record is from RefSeq and is a predicted model, not a curated record. The coding region runs from base 84 to 278 and encodes 64 amino acids.